AUGUUAACCCGAACUAGAUCCAGAGCACUGAAAACAUCCCCGGACUCGUCGCUCCGCUCCGUCUUGCCGUCCCCGGAAGCUACAACAGAAGUUCCGGCCUUGGCUGAGGCGUCGAGCUUGACUUCAAGCGACGAGUUUUUCUCUCCGCCGACGUCGCCAACACCUGUACGUCGGCAGGGGAGAGGCCGGCCACCGACCAGCUUGGGAUCCCGAGGACUACUGACCUCGAACAGGGUCCCCGCUACCGGUGGUGAUGUGCGCCGCAUGAAGUGGACAAAGUCUAUCAAUGAAAAUGUCAUGCGGGCAUAUUAUCGGGCUACAGAGGUGGGAACGAACCUUACUGCGUACCGUGUUCGACUAGUCUCUUUGUUUCUGGUCACUUCCCUUCGCGGCACCGUGCGACUAACGUGUGACUUCAUGUGCUAA
This is a messenger RNA of Arctia plantaginis, 426 nucleotides long. Lineage: Eukaryota; Metazoa; Arthropoda; Insecta; Lepidoptera; Erebidae. The record is from the annotation of a GenBank genome assembly.